GGGGGAGCCGGCGGCGUCAGAGCCGGGCGGGGGCUCGGCGGGGCUGCGGCGCUGCGGGGCGCGUUGGCGGCCGGGCCAUGGAGGCGGCGGCCGCUGCUGCUGCCCCGUGGCCCUGGGCCUUGCUGUGCCUGGCGGCGGCGCCGCUGCUCGCCCCCGGGGCGGCCGGCUUGUCUUGCUGUUACCAUGCAAAGGACAACCUAAUGUGCCGUGAUGUUUGUGAACAGAUACUAUCUUCUAAGAGUGAUUCCCGUUUGAAGCAUUUACUGCAGCGAGCACCUGAGUAUUGUCCAGAAUCAAUGGGAGAAGUGUGGGGUUGUAUAAAUUCUUCAUUGCCAGGAGUUCUGAAGAAGUCUGAUGGUUGGGUUGGUUUAGGUUGCUGUGAGCUAGCUAUUGCUGUGGAAUGUCGGCAAGCAUGUAAACAGGCUUCUUCAAAGAAUGAUGUUUUAAAAGUCUGCAGAAAGGAAUAUGAGGAGGUUGGCCAAUAUGUGUUGAAGGAGAACGGGAAAGGAAAGAAUGCUCUCUUUAGUUGUAUUAACAGAAAUGAAAUGGGGUCAGUCUGUUGCAGUUAUGCAGGUCAUCAUACAAACUGUCGGGAGUAUUGUCAAGCAAUUUUUCGGACAGACUCAUCUCCUGGUCCUUCACAAAUAAAAGCAGUUGAAAAUUAUUGUGCAACUAUUAGCCCUCAGCUAAUACACUGUGUGAACAACUAUACCCAGUCAUACCCAAUGAGAAAUCCUACAGAUAGUUUGUAUUGCUGUGAUAGAGCAGAAGACUAUGCUUGUCAGACUGCUUGUAAAAGAAUUCUAAUGUCAAUGAAAACAGAGCUUGAAAUUGUUGAUGGACUUAUAGAAGGCUGCAAAACAAUGCCUCUUCCUCAGGAUCCACUUUGGCAAUGUUUUCUUGAGAGUUCAAGAUCUGUUCACCCAGGAGUCACUGUGCACCCUCCACCUUCAACAGGUCUUGAUGGAGCUAAGCUCCAUUGCUGUUCUAAAGCAAACUCUUCCACAUGUAGAGAGCUCUGCACUAAACUUUAUAGCACAAGUUGGGGCAAUUCACAGAGUUGGCAAGAAUUUGAUCGCUUUUGUGAGUAUAAUGCAGUUGAAGUUUCCAUGCUCACCUGUUUAGCAGAUGUACGUGAACCUUGCCAGCUGGGAUGUAGAAACCUUACCUACUGCACCAAUUUUAAUAACAGACCAACAGAACUUUUUAGGAGCUGCAAUACACAGUCAGACCAGGGAGCCAUGAAUGACAUGAAGCUUUGGGAAAAAGGGAGUAUUAAGAUGCCAUUUAUAAAUAUUCCUGUUCUUGAUAUUAAAAAAUGCCAACCAGAAAUGUGGAAGGCAAUUGCCUGCUCACUUCAGAUUAAACCUUGCCACAGCAAAUCUAGAGGAAGUAUUAUCUGCAAAUCAGAUUGCGUGGAAAUACUGAAGAAAUGUGGAGAUCAUAAUAAGUUCCCUGAAGGCCACUCAGCUGAAAGUAUUUGUGAGCUCUUAUCUCCAACAGAUGACUUGGAGAACUGUAUCCCUUUGGAUACAUACCUGAGCCCAAGUUCCUUAGGAAACGUUGUAGAAGAUGUUACGCAUCCAUGUAACCCAAAUCCAUGUGCGGCUAAUCAGUUAUGUGAAGUAAAUAGAAAAGGAUGUCAGUCUGGAGAAUUAUGUCUUCCGUAUCUGUGUGUACCAGGCUGCAAGCUGGGAGAAGCCUCAGAUUUUAUUGUCCGUCAAGGUACACUUAUUCAGGUUCCAUCGUCAGCUGGUGAUGCUGGUUGUUACAAGAUUUGUACCUGUGGACACAGUGGAUUGCUAGAAAACUGCAUGGAAAUGCAUUGUGUUGACCUCCAAAAAUCAUGCAUUGUUGGAGGACAAAGAAAAAGUCAUGGAACAUCCUUUAAUAUAGAUUGUAAUGUCUGUUCAUGUUUUGCUGGAAACUUGAUAUGUUCUACUCGUCAGUGCCUAACUGAACAUAGUUCAGAAGACGAACGUAGGAAGUUUACAGGUUUACCAUGUAACUGUGUAGAUCAGUUUGUACCAGUAUGCGGUCAAAAUGGGCGCACCUAUCCAAGUGCAUGUAUAGCUCGAUGCGUUGGUCUCCAAGACAAUCAGUUUGAAUUUGGAUCAUGUAUUUCCAAGGAUCCUUGUAACCCUAAUCCUUGUAAUAAAAAUCAAAGGUGCAUACCAAAGAAACAAGUUUGCUUGACAAGUUUUGGAAAGUUCAAAUGUAGCCAGCAUGAAUGUGUGCCAAGGCAAUUAAAUUGUGACCAGACACGGGAUCCUGUUUGCGACACAGACAAUGUGGAAUACAAUAACUUGUGUACUUUGUACCAAAAAGGAAAAACUUUAGCAUAUCGAGGACCGUGCCAGCCAUUUUGCAAAUCAGUAGAACCUGUAUGUGGGCAUAAUGGGGAAACCUACAGCAGUGUCUGCGCUGCCUAUUCUGACCGUGUGGCUGUUGACUACCAUGGACAUUGUCAGGCUGUAGGUGUGCUCUCAGACUAUAGCUUUCAUACGGAGUGUGCCUUUGUUAAGUGUCCCCAGCUUUCUGCUACUGCCUGCAAACCAGUCAUUGCACCAGGAGCCUGCUGUCCACUGUGUGCUGGAAUGCUGAGGAUAUUAUAUGACAAAGACAAGCUGGACAAUUUUGCAAGGGUAACAAAUAAAAAGCCUAUAACUGUACUUGACAUACUUGAAAAAAUCCGCUUGCAUGUCUCUGUGCCACAGUGUGAUGUGUUUGGAUAUUUAAGCAUAGAAUCUGAAAUUGUGAUUCUCAUCAUUCCUGUGGAUCAGAACCCCAAACCAUUGCAGAUUGAAGCCUGCAAUAAAGAAGCAGAAAAGAUAGAGUCACUGAUAAAUUCAGACAGUCCAACAUUAGCAUCACAUGUGCCGCUGUCAGCUCUAAUUGCAUCCCAAGUACAAGUUUCAUUUAGCAUUUCUUCUACUUCUGUUAAAGUGUUGUCUGUUCUGCACUCCCUGUUCAUAAGCCUUUUAUUUACUUUGUUAACAUUAAUGUGUUAUAUAUAGCUGCUUAGAAAAUAUGCAUGAGUAUUGAGGGUGUUUUGUAUUGUGAAGGACAUUGAGAAUUGUUGAUCACUGAACCAGAAAACAAAAAUUCCAGAACACUUGGUGUACUAUUUUUCACUGAAGAAUGAAGAAUAUUUGGAAUAAUGUGAAAUGUGAUUCUUUUAUUCAUUACUAGUCAGAUGUUUUUUUCAGCACAAUUAGAUCAUUUUCCACUGAUCUUGCAAUCAUAAAAGUACUCUGGAAGGUUCUGACAUUAUAGAUUUAUGAUUUUUGAAAGAAGGGAUCUUACAGUUGUUUUUUUUUUCAGAAAUGAACAAAUAGUGUUUUGAGUUUAUUGAAAAAAUUUAAUUUUAUAUUAUUGAGAUGAAUAUCAGUGACAACAAAAAGUAUGCACCUAUUCUAAACAUCAUUUUUGGAAGAAAAAAAAUGCUGCUACUUAAUUACCUUACCAAAAAUAUGAGAGUUUAUUCUCAUGUAAAUACACUUUCAUAUUUUAUUAUGAAGAAAACUAGCCCUGGGCCUAUUUCAGCAGACAUCUUUACUUGGACUAGUGAAGAUUUGCAGGACAUUGGGCUCAAUGCUUGUGAAAUGACAAUCAAGCUCUAUACUAGUACCUGACUUCAAUGAAGAAAUAUGUUCUUUUUAUAAUUUUGUACAUUUCAGAAUCUCAUAUUGGAUGCAAAAUUAUAAAGAAUCUCAGUAUCUAUAUUUAAGUGCCAUUUAAAAUAUUGCAGUAUUUGCAUGUUAUCUAAUGAAAUUUAUACUUUAAAUAUGUUUAAAUGAUUAUACAAACAGUAUGUUUUAUUACUUAUUUUAUUUUAUGCACAUGACCUUAGUCUACAUGAAGUAUUUUAUAUCAGUAUUAUGAUAACCAACUUUUGAAGUAUAUACAGAAAAACUUAUUUUUGCCAAAAUGCUGAACGUUGAAAGAAAGCACUGAAAACUUUUCAAACAUGUAUGUUACUGUAGCAUGUCUGUAGCAAUUAUUUUCUGCUAAAUCUUUUAAACACAAAAGUAUUAAAGCUUUUUUAUUUUAAUAAAA
Messenger RNA from Anas platyrhynchos (mallard), 4059 nucleotides. It is a transcript of the gene RECK, whose product is annotated as reversion inducing cysteine rich protein with kazal motifs. Gene Ontology annotation, biological process: blood vessel maturation; extracellular matrix organization; sprouting angiogenesis. The record is from RefSeq and is a predicted model, not a curated record. Gene Ontology annotation, cellular component: plasma membrane. Gene Ontology annotation, molecular function: metalloendopeptidase inhibitor activity; protein binding. NCBI's taxonomy places the organism in Eukaryota, Metazoa, Chordata, Aves, Anseriformes, Anatidae.